Molecule: messenger RNA, 1440 nt
Organism: Candida tropicalis MYA-3404
Lineage: Eukaryota; Fungi; Ascomycota; Pichiomycetes; Serinales; Debaryomycetaceae
Gene: EMP46
Product: Emp46p
Exons: 1
Coding region: 1-1440 (479 amino acids)
Biological process (GO): endoplasmic reticulum to Golgi vesicle-mediated transport; endoplasmic reticulum organization; Golgi organization
Cellular component (GO): COPII-coated ER to Golgi transport vesicle; endoplasmic reticulum membrane; Golgi membrane
Molecular function (GO): D-mannose binding
Source: RefSeq, a predicted model, not a curated record
AUGUUGUAUUAUUUGCUAUUUAUUUUACAGUUAGUCUCGGCUGUAGUUCCAAAUGUAGGGAGAAUUUCAUCUCAAGUAGCACCAAAUCCUCAUUAUUCAUUACCUAAUCUAUUAACCAUUGAUUCGAAAACUGAUAUAAAUAAUUGGGAAAUAUCAGAAAAUAUUCAAUUUGAUAACGGUAGAUUAUUACUUGGUCAAUCAGGCUCCAUAUGGAAUAAAUACAAGAUUCCAACUUCAAACAAACAAUGGACAAUUGAAUUGGUAUUUAGAUCAACAGGUUUAGAUGCUGAUAAGGUUUAUUUGGAAAAUGGUUUAACUGUAUGGUUAGUCAAUGACAAUGAAGGUAACAAUAUCCCAACCAAUGUUUUUGAUGGGUUCAAAAUUGAAAUGAAUAAUAAAGAACAACCAGGUUUGAAACUUUAUAAUAAUGAUGGAUCACAAGAAAUUAGCACUGAUUUAAACCAUGCCUUGGGUCAAUGUAAAUUUCAAUAUUUGGAAUCAAAUGUCCCAUUCACUUUAAGACUUUCAUAUGAUGAAAAUAAAUGGUUUAAAAUUCAAGUCGAUAAUAAUUUAUGUUUCAAAACUGAUCAAGUUAAGAUCCCAUUUAAUGAUAUUUUAUUUGGUAUUACUAGUGAUGUUUCCCCACAAUCACAAGAACAAUAUGAAAUAUUGGGUUUAAAAACAUGGGAAAAAUUAACUGAAGAUGCCACUGAUGACCAUGGUUUAAUGAUUGGAGAUGAAAUUAAAAUUGAUGUCAAGAAUCAAGUUAAAGAUGAUGAUGAUAAUAAUAAUAAUAAUAAUAAUAAUGAAGUUAAACCUGGCCAUAUUCGUGAAUCUUUAAUGGAAAGAGCACAAAGAGUUAGACAAGAAAUGUUGAAAAAACAACAAGAAGAAGAUGCUCAACUACAAAAUCAAGAAUUUUCACAACAAGGUGGUAAUGGUGCAUCAUUUGACUUGAUUAUUUCCAAAUUAAAUCAAUUGGAAAUCAGUGUAAAUACUUUAAAUAAUCUUGAAGAAGAUGCAGAAAUUAUUGCUAUUAACAAUAAGAUCAAAGAAUUGAAUAAUGCUCAAGAAGUUUUAAAAUCCACUGUUGAUGAUACUAAAAAAGCAGUUCAAGAUUUGGAACAAACUUUAGUUAGACAAUAUUCACAAAUGUUGGAUGCUAUUGGUCAAUUAAAUCAAAAAGUCAUUGGUGAAGUAAGAGAACAACAUUCAGGAAUGGAAGAAUUGAGUAAAAAAGUUGAUUUAUUAAUGAAUAAUCAUAAAGAAAUCUCAUAUCAAUAUCAAAAUGCUAAAGAAUCAGAUUCUCCUAAUGGCGUAGGUACUACUGUUGAUGUAUUAAUGAAAUGGGUAUUGUUCCCAUUAAUGCUUAUAUUAUUAGUAUUGGUUGUAUUUGUCUAUCGUCUUAGACACGAUAUCAAACAUUCAAAAUUAUUGUAA